Molecule: messenger RNA, 194 nt
Organism: Funneliformis geosporum
Lineage: Eukaryota; Fungi; Glomeromycota; Glomeromycetes; Glomerales; Glomeraceae
Source: the annotation of a GenBank genome assembly
CUUCAACAAAAAGAAUGGCUACACAUCUCCCCACUUCACAACUGGCCUUAUUUAACUUAUCCCAGGUCAAAUGACUGGAUUGCAAAUAUUUUAUGUAAAUGGAAACGUAUUGGUUUUUCUAUGCAAACUCUAGCAUCGGAAUCUUAUCUUGUCAAAGGGGAAGCAACACCAAUUCACUCUUUGAUUCCAUCUCA